Castor canadensis (American beaver) is the source of this 1036-nucleotide messenger RNA. RefSeq names its product 6-phosphogluconolactonase. Gene Ontology annotation, molecular function: 6-phosphogluconolactonase activity. The record is from RefSeq and is a predicted model, not a curated record. Gene Ontology annotation, biological process: carbohydrate metabolic process; pentose-phosphate shunt. NCBI's taxonomy places the organism in Eukaryota, Metazoa, Chordata, Mammalia, Rodentia, Castoridae.
GGCGCUGUCCGCAAAGAACCAAUGGGCGGGGCUGCAAGAGCUGCCCGGCCCUGCGCCUGCUUCACUUAGGUACUGCGCAUGUGCACGGCGAACCCGACCGGCGCCCUCACCCUUCGCGCAGGCGCACUGCGCUUCCACCGCCCCGCCGUCGCCAUGGCCGCGCCGGCCCCCGGCCUCAUCUCGGUCUUCUCGAGCCCGCAGGAGCUGGGCGCGUCGCUGGCGCAGCUGGUGGUGCAGCGGGCUGCGUGCUGCCUGGAAGGGGCCCGCGCCCGCUUCGCGCUUGGCCUGUCGGGCGGUAGCCUCGUCUCCAUGCUGUCCCGCGACCUGCCCGCUGCCGCCGCCCCCGCCGGAUCCACCAACCUCGCGCGCUGGACGCUGGGCUUCUGCGACGAGCGCCUCGUGCCUUUCGAGCACCCCGAGAGCACAUACGGCCUCUACCGGACGCACCUGCUCCCCAGGCUGCCGGUCCCCGCCGACCAGGUGCUCACCAUUGACCCCGAGCUGCCCGUGGAGGCGGCGGCCGAGGACUACGCCGCCAAGCUGAGGCAGGCCUUCCAAGGAGACACCAUCCCAGUGUUCGACCUGCUCAUCCUGGGCGUGGGUCCCGAUGGCCACACCUGCUCGCUGUUCCCAGGUCACCCCCUCCUGGAGGAGCAAGAGAAGAUCGUGGCCCCCAUCAGUGACUCUCCAAAGCCACCACCACAGCGUGUCACCCUGACGCUUCCCGUGCUGAAUGCAGCCCGAACCGUCGUAUUUGUGGCCACUGGAGAAGGCAAGGCAGCUGUCCUGAAGCGCAUCCUGGAGGAGCGGGACGGAGCCCCGCUGCCCGCCGCGCGCGUGCGGCCGCACACCGGGAAGCUCUGCUGGUUCCUGGACGAGGCGGCCGCGCGCCUCCUCACCGUGCCCUUCGAGAAGCACUCCACCUUGUAGCCUGGGGCGGCCACCCGCAGUCCCCGGGGGACUCGACCACAGGCCAGGCGCUGGGCCACCUGGAUAUUAAAGGCGUGUGGCUGGAAGUCUUCCCGACUCCUCAUCC